AUGAAGAGAAACUUCGCGAAAUCUCUAGAGCAAACUGAAAUAAAGAAAAAGAAAUAAAGAGUAAGAGAGAGUAGUCCAGAUAAAGAUUCAGAUUAUUAUAACAAUAACAGUAACAACAAUUAUAAUAUUGUUGAUAUUAGACUUAGCAGAGAUAAAAUGUUUAAUGAUUCGGAUUAAAAAGACAAUAACAUAGAGAGACAGGAUUCUUUAAAGCUAUCUUAGCAUCACCUUUCAUAGAGAUCAAGGAAAUUCAUUAUUGUUGAUAUUGAUGAGUACUAAAAAAUGCGAUUGGUGAAGUAGACUCACACAAUUGAUUAAUAAUCUUAGAGGGAAACAAUCUCCAAAGAGGUUGUUAAAGGAGUCGAAAAGUAGAUCUAAAUCCAGGUCAUAAUCUAAUCUAAAGUAAUAAGCUACUCCGCCUAUAAUACCUGGCUAGUAGCCUUGCCUUAGAAGGCCAAUGACAGCAAACUUUAAAGUAGAUCAUUAUUAGCAAUUCUAAAAUUAAAGGAACCUUAUGAAAUCAAUAGAUCUUAGCAAUAAGAGCUCAAAUAAGUAACUAAAUAAUCAAACUUUUAGAAUUAGUUAAAAUAGGAAUCUUUUAAGCAAGAAGUCUAAAAUUUUAGAUUAAAUUAGAGAGAUUAUUCAAGCGUCAAAUUUGAUCUGCCUGAAGAUGAACCUGCUAUAGAUGUUGAGGAUUACAUUGAGAAAAAUGCUCAUUCAAAGUAUUAGAAAAAGAUGAGAUCAAGAUUUUAGGGAAUAUAUAAAGAUAUUUGGCAGUAGAGCCCCAAUAAAAUGAAUUAAAAUUCAAGCUCAAAGAGAGUUAUCUCUUCUAGAUAGCAAAUAAAAUGA
This is a messenger RNA of Stylonychia lemnae, 849 nucleotides long. Lineage: Eukaryota; Ciliophora; Spirotrichea; Sporadotrichida; Oxytrichidae. The record is from the annotation of a GenBank genome assembly.